This is a messenger RNA of Adineta ricciae, 381 nucleotides long. Lineage: Eukaryota; Metazoa; Rotifera; Eurotatoria; Adinetida; Adinetidae. The record is from the annotation of a GenBank genome assembly.
AUGCGUGGUGCACCAGCUCCAAAGAAGCGCAAAGAAAACGAAGGCAGGGAAAUCAGAUUUAAAAAUUUUAUUAGUGAUCGGGAUACUAGAAUAAAUAUGGAUCUUCUUCGGGGAAGGAAUUCCAUUACUCCUCAAGAUGUAUCUUCAAUCCAUACACCAAUAACUGGCAAUUCUGGAUUCCUUGAUCGACUACUUCAACAAAUAUUUGAUAAACAUGCUCGUUCAACUGUAAUUAUUGAUGGUGUUGAUGUCAUUCGUCGUCUCAAAAUAUAUGUUGCAAGUGCUUAUUUAAAGCCAACUACAUAUUUAUAUACGGUGUUACCUCAAGAAGAAUCUCUCAAGAUCUUAACUGAAUUUCUGUUGAAACAUGGUUAUCAAUGA